AUGGCACCGGUGGAACACGUUGUGGCGGACGCCGGGGCUUUCUUGCGUGAUGCGGCUCUGCAGGACAUCGGGAAGAACAUCUAUACCAUCCGGGAGGUGGUCAGCGAGAUUCGGGACAAGGCCACGCGCAGGCGGCUGGCUGUCUUACCCUACGAGCUGCAUUUCAAGGAGCCCUUCCCGGAGUAUAUUCGGCUGGUGACUGAUUUUUCAAAGAAAACUGGAGACUACCCCAGCCUGUCUGCCACAGACAUCCAAGUGCUGGCGCUCACCUACCAGCUGGAAGCAGAGUUUGUGGGGGUAUCGCACCUAAAACAAGAACCAAAAAAGGUUACAGUCAGCUCAUCUGUUCAGCAUCCAGAAACUCCACUACUCAUUUCUGGUUUCCAUCUCCCCUCAAAGCCUAAACUUCCACGAGAGACAGUAGAUCAUGGACACCCAACCAGUGAGCCUGAGAGUGUAGAAUUCAGUUCCUUCAUGUUCUGGAGAAACCCUUUGCCUGACAUUGAUCGUGAACUCCAGGAGCUGCUGCUUGACAGAGAGGAGAGUGUUUCAGAGGAGGAAGAGGAUACAUUGGAAGAAAGGAAGGGUGAAGACAGUGACAAUGACGAGGGGGGGUGGAUAACCCCCAGCAACAUUAAGCAGAUCCAGCAGCAAUUGGAGCAGUGCCAUGUCCCCAGUGACGUGCGGGUUGGCUGCGUGACCACAGACUUUGCCAUGCAGAAUGUUCUGCUGCAAAUGGGGCUGCACGUGCUGGCGGUGAACGGCAUGCUGAUCCGAGAGGCCCGCACCUAUGUCCUGCGCUGCCACGGCUGCUUCAGGACAACAUCGGACAUGAACCGAGUGUUCUGUUCCCAUUGUGGAAACAAGACCCUGAAGAAAGUGUCUGUCACAGUCAGCGACGAUGGCACCUUGCAUAUGCACUUUUCCCGGAACCCCAAGGUGCUGAACCCUCGAGGCCUCCGGUAUUCACUUCCCACUCCCAAGGGGGGCAAAUACGCUGUCAACCCCCACCUGACUGAGGACCAGCGCUUCCCUCAGCUGCGGCUCUCCCACAAGGCCAGGCAGAAGACCAACGUGUUUGCCCCGGACUACACAGCUGGGGUGUCUCCCUUUGCCGAGAACGACAUCUCUAGCCGGUCAGCUACUUUGCAGAUUCGAGAUGGCUCCAUGGGGGCUGGGAGGAGACGGUUGAAUCCCAAUGCCUCCAGAAAGAAGUUUGUGAAGAAAAGGUGA
Molecule: messenger RNA, 1233 nt
Organism: Chrysochloris asiatica (Cape golden mole)
Lineage: Eukaryota; Metazoa; Chordata; Mammalia; Afrosoricida; Chrysochloridae
Gene: NOB1
Product: NIN1/RPN12 binding protein 1 homolog (S. cerevisiae)
Exons: 9
Coding region: 1-1233 (410 amino acids)
Biological process (GO): ribosomal small subunit biogenesis; maturation of SSU-rRNA
Cellular component (GO): preribosome, small subunit precursor
Molecular function (GO): RNA endonuclease activity
Source: RefSeq, a predicted model, not a curated record